This is a messenger RNA of Striga asiatica, 552 nucleotides long. The record is from the annotation of a GenBank genome assembly. Lineage: Eukaryota; Viridiplantae; Streptophyta; Magnoliopsida; Lamiales; Orobanchaceae.
AUGGGUACGGAUCUUGCAAAAGAAAAUAAAACCCCACUACAGAAUAAAAAAAAAUCGAUGGAAUCUUCUGAAGAGACGGGCUGCCAGGCCCGGGAAGGCCCGAUUCUCUGCAUCAACAACUGCGGCUUUUUUGGGAGUGCGGCCACCAUGAACAUGUGCUCCAAGUGCCACAAAGACUCGAUACUCAAACAGCACCAAGCCAAACUUGCCCAAACAUCCAUAGACACCAUCAUUAAUGGCGGCUCGACCAUCCAAAACGAGCCUGUUGUUGCAGAAUCUCCCAAUCUUGAAAAGCCCAUAUUAAAAACCGAAAUCGCUCGACCUUCGGGAGAGAAUCUUGAGGUGAAGGCAAAGGAGGGACCCAAAAGAUGCGCCAGCUGUCACAAGCGUGUGGGUCUGACCGGGUUUGACUGCAAGUGUGGGUCCCUCUUCUGUUCGGCCCACCGUUAUGCGGAUAAGCACGAGUGCCCGUUCGACUACCGGGCUGCGGGCCGUGAUGCAAUAGCAAAGGCGAACCCGAUUAUUAAAGCUGAUAAGCUCGAUAAGAUUUAG